AUGCGUCUUUUUACCCUUUCUUUCUGCUUCUUCGCUGCAUCCGCCUCUGCUCAAAGUCUAUCUGUGACUAUCCCAAGCUCAGCCCCACCUGCGGCAAUUACGCUCAGCCCGUCGCUGUUUUCGUUCUCCAUCGAACAGGACGGCUGGACCCUGUGGGCAGGUACCAACACGACCAACACCUUUCUCGUCAAUGUGCUCGACAAUAUCAUCGAGAGGGCCGGUGACGGUCCGUGGUUCCGGAUCGGGGCCGACAGCGAAGACAGGACGGACUUCAAUCCGGCAGUCCAGUAUUCGCAGACGGUUUCAAGUCGACCGAGUGUAGCUACUCCUUACCCAGAGGUCUUCAUUUUUCAUUUAUUUCCUUUGAAUUUCACUGAGCGAAAUCCCCCACAGGCCUCUGAAGUUAUCGUCGGCGACCAGUUCUAUCAAAUCGCAGAUCACCUGCCAUCUGGGACACAUGUUGUCUGGGGAGUGAAUCUUCGACAUCUCAACGCCACCGCCUUCUUCCUCGAAGCCUCAGCGAUUCACAAGGCAUUCACCUCCGAGGCGAUGAAGAAAGCCGGCCUGACCUUGGAGUUUAUUGAAAUCGGGAACGAACCCGACCGGUACCCGACACCUGGCUGGAACUACACGCAAUAUGUCAGCAAGUUGAGUCGCUUUCCGGAUCAGUUUCCUGUCCAUCUGACUCUGGCUAGCUGGAGCGCAUUUGCCACCAACCUUUCCGAAUCGAAUUUCGUGGGCAAAAACGGCCCGAAGCUGUUCGGGCCGUCGUUCGCCAGUGUGUUUGACGACGACACGGGAUUCUCGCCCAAAGGUGUCAUCAGCGCCGGAAUACUGAACGGGGCUGGAUCGCUUCUUACGACAUAUUCCCAGCACCACUAUUCAUGUGGAGCUGGAGAGAAUUUAGUCGACUUACUAGUGAAGGAUAACAUUCGGAGUAACGUCAGCAUUCUUGCCCCAGGCAUCGCAGUCGCCAAGGCCCACGGCUUGGAUUAUGUGCUGGGCGAGACAAACUCCUGCUUCGGCCACGGUGCCGUCAACACCAGCAACGUUGGAGGGAUCGCAGUCUGGACCACGGACUACCUAUUCAAUGCUGCCCAAGCAGGAGUAUCGCGACUGUUCUUCCAUCAAGGUAUCGGCUACAAGUACAAUGCAAUCCAACCUGCUACGUUGACCAGGUCAACGAUUGAUGGUACCGCACUGAGCACGCCCCUUCUGCCCCACGUCCAGCCUGCAUACCACGCUGCGCUCGUAGCAGCCGAAGCCAUUGGUCCCAGUGGACAUUGUGCUGGGAUUGAGCUCUCGAUCGAUGACGCCGAUGUUUCCGGUUACGCAUUCUACGAGCAAGGCGUCCUGAAACGAGCACUCCUGAUGAGCCACACUGUGUACCUUUCCAGCAGCUCGCUCCCUCGGGGAAGCAAGCAGGUGGACAUUUCCUUUGCAAACUCGAUGACAUCCCCGGGAGCGAGCGUGCGAGUCAAGCGUCUCUCCAUCCCAUCAGCCGACGCAACAACCGGCCUCAGAUGGGCAGGUCAGAGCUUCGAUACCCCAGACGGAAAAGCAACUGGCGCUGGAGGGGGCCUCAUUGCUAGCAUUGCAACAUGUCCACUGGACGUUAUUAAGACGAGGCUGCAGGCGCAGCGGGCCAUUCGCGGGCAUCACGAGUAUGAGGGCAUACUGGAAAUCGUCAGGUCCAUCGUGAAGCACGACGGCCUCCGAGGUUUCUAUCGCGGUCUCGGCCCAACCAUGCUUGGCUACCUCCCGACAUGGGGCAUAUACUUUUCUGUGUAUGACGGGAUCAAGACUGCGUUCGGCGAACCGCCGUUGGGAGUUUCGCAAGAGAAGCUGUAUCCCGCCGCCCAAGUGAAGGGCUACCAACCUGUCAUGCGUGAACACCCGUGGUCGCUUCACAUUCUUUCCGCUAUGACUGCUGGCGCAGCAAGCACUAUCUGUACAAAUCCACUAUGGGUUAUAAAAACGCGAUUCAUGACCCAAUCCAGAACAGAAACCAGAUACAAGCACACAAUAGAUGCGGCAAUGACGAUCUACCGAACUGAGGGCAUCAGUGCAUUUUAUCGUGGUCUCCUUCCGAGCUUGAUGGGAAUAACCCACGUUGCCGUUCAAUUUCCACUGUACGAGCAACUCAAAGUGUGGGCUCAGGCAGGCUCUCCUGCGCCGCCAUCGAAUCAAUCCAUCCUCCUCUGCUCCGCGAUCGCAAAGAUGACCGCAUCGAUUGCAACAUAUCCGCACGAGGUGGUGCGAACGCGAUUACAAACGCAACGACGGCCGCUGGCAGAGUCAUCUGACGGGCUUCUGAAUCGGAUGGACCAGGGAGGAGUGGUGCAUACGACGCGAAAGUUGAUAAAGACAGAAGGAUGGAAGAGCCUGUACAAGGGACUAUCCGUCAAUCUCAUCCGUACUGUGCCCAACAGCGCAGUCACAAUGCUCACAUACGAGGUGCUGAUGCGUCAUCUCUAUCGGACACCGUGAUAUGCAUCCUACUAGAUUGUAUUGUACUAAUUAUCCGGCUGCUUAUGCAAAUGAUCGUCGAAGGGUUUAUUGUAUUACACA
Mycena citricolor is the source of this 2571-nucleotide messenger RNA. The record is from the annotation of a GenBank genome assembly. NCBI's taxonomy places the organism in Eukaryota, Fungi, Basidiomycota, Agaricomycetes, Agaricales, Mycenaceae.